Drosophila bipectinata is the source of this 1387-nucleotide messenger RNA. RefSeq lists its product as uncharacterized. NCBI's taxonomy places the organism in Eukaryota, Metazoa, Arthropoda, Insecta, Diptera, Drosophilidae. The record is from RefSeq and is a predicted model, not a curated record.
CUCUCAUUUUGAGGCUACCUAUAAGCUAAAAGCUUACAAAGACAUCGGAAUACUUUUGUACAAGUACACUGCGCGUCACCAGUUGAGUCGUAUCCGAUCUUUCAUCUAUAAAUUAAAACUCAAGAGGAAGCAUCCACUGGAUUUACUAAAUUCUCCGAGACAUCUCCGACCCUAUAAAGUAUAUAUAUUCUUGAUAAGGAUCACCUCCUGAGUUGAUGCCAUGACGACAUGCCAUUUUUUAUAAGGAUCGAAAGAAAAUCGAUAUGUUUCAACUGUUUGAGACCGGGACAUUUUACAAGGCAGUGUGAAUCCAAAUUCAAAUGAAGAAUAUAACACGGACGACAUCAUACAAUUCUACAUGAACAACCGCCUGCAUCCAUGCAAGGCUUUGGAGCAACUACGAACACUUCGCAGGCUGCGGUUCAGGACGUAGCAACCGGAAGGGAGGAGCAGCGUAAUCAGGACGCUCCUCGAACGAAUAUAUGGCUCACAAUCGGCUGCAUAAGCACAAGGCCCUGCAGUAAUUACACACAAACAUGGGCGUUGCUAAGAGAAACAACAACGAUCCAUCAUCGCUCAAGGUGUUCGAUGGAUUUCUGAUGGCGGCUAUCGACUUCGAAUCAGUGGCUCCCAUAGACAUUCUAUUGGGGAGCGACUACGUUUGGACCACGGGACAAUUUGGACUAAUGGGACAAAAGAUGCACGAAAACAUGGGCAAUCUUAUUGCCAUAUCCUUGAUUUUUAAAUGGGUCAUUACAUCGGUUGGAGACUCCAACUUGGAGUUUAUCAGUCUCCAACAAGUACUACGCUAUUCUCCACAUAAAAAAUUGAUAGGGAGAUAGAAGACGGUCGACAAAACUUUUCCUCGGGACGCACAAACGGGACGACGAUGGAAAGUAUAUCAGCGAGCCACCAUUUAAGACGGCAAACCCAAAGUUUGCAGACACACUUGAAGAAGCACAAUCUCGCUUCAUGGCUGUAGAAAAACGACUGCAUUGCAAUCCGAAUCUACGAGAAAAGUACGUAAAAUUCAUGCAGGAAUACAUCAGCCUUGGCAAUAUGAUCGAAGUCAGGGGAUUAAGCAACAAUUCAGGUAACCUUUUCUAUCUGAACCAUCACCUUAUAGUAGGGCGAAAACUGAGGGUCAUUCCCCGCAAUCUUUCAUUCCGUUUGCCCACGCUUCAGAAUGUAUAGAUAAGUAUUCUCCGUAGACAUUGUCAUGAUGUUUCGCCAAGUUUGGGUAAGCACCGAUCACCAAAACUACCAACGAAUCAUAUGGCGAGAGCAUCCAACUGCGCCUUUGAAGCACUACCAGCUACGCACUGGUAGUCAUGGAACAGCUUGUGGGCCCUAUCUGGCUGUAAGGGUAAUGGAGCAGCUGGCGCAG